Molecule: messenger RNA, 1079 nt
Organism: Paramecium sonneborni
Lineage: Eukaryota; Ciliophora; Oligohymenophorea; Peniculida; Parameciidae
Source: the annotation of a GenBank genome assembly
AUAACAUCUUAAUGAGUAAUGACCCCUACUAAUGGCCAUUUCCGAAACGUACUGAUCUUAUGAAUCUCUAAACUAUAAGUAACUAAAAUAUUUAUAACAAGCUUAUUAGAAAAUACAAAGCCAAUCCUAACACCACGAGAAACAUCUAAUAAUCAUGAUAUUGAAGGAUCAAUAGCUAAACAAUUCAGUUAUUAUCAUAAAUAAGAUUUUAUCAACAAAAAUGAUGAUAUAGAAGGUGCAAGAUCAAAGUCUAAUAUACGUCCUUCUAAUAGACAAGAUCUACAGUUAGCUAUAGAUGACAUCAAAGGUACUAGACCAAAUAUUGUUAAAUUUUAAACAUCCCGUUAACCACUUAAUCCUCUUGAACCAUAAUAUAAACUACCAACUUUUAUAGCCUCUUAACCACAUUAACCUAAAUUUAUUAGAGAUGGUCAUAACAUCUAAGAUAUUUAAGGAGCUUAACCUAAACAAACACAUAAGAAACUCAUUAUAAAAGAUUCAGAACAUGAAGAUAUCUAUGGAUCCCAUCAAAUCCCUAAAUUCAUUCCUAAAGGUAUAAAAUCAAUAUAUUCUUUUAGAUAAAAUUGAAUCCCUCUAUGUUAAAGAUAUCAAUGAUUAUUUAUUGCAUAAAACUACUAGAAUUUCUAAUCCACUAGAACCUACUUAUGAACAUUAUGAUGAUAAAGGGUAUUUAUUUAAUUAAUUAAAUUAUUUUUAGAAAUAAAAUUAUUAUUGGCAAAAUUGAAGGAAGUUAAAGUAAACCAUUAUAUUUGAAAGAAUAAAGACAGAGUUUAUUAAAUUCUGAUAUUGAAGGAACGAAAACUGGAUCAUUAUCCUCCAGAUUUCUAAGAACUGGAGAUAGAAAAGAUUAUCGUGAAACUAACAGUCUUGCAGAUUUAUAAGGAGCAAAAUCAGGCUCUUUGAAAAAAGGAUUGCCUAAUGUUCGAUACACAAAUCCUUUAAAUCCAUAAUAUUAAAUACCUGGAUCAAAAGAAAUUUAUGGUUCUGUUUUUACAUAAACUGCUUCUAAUCAUUUCACUAAAGCUCAACAAUUUGAUUAAUUUAUUUAGAAAAAAUGA